Molecule: messenger RNA, 1157 nt
Organism: Folsomia candida
Lineage: Eukaryota; Metazoa; Arthropoda; Collembola; Entomobryomorpha; Isotomidae
Exons: 4
Coding region: 464-973 (169 amino acids)
Source: RefSeq, a predicted model, not a curated record
GGCACUGUUUUAUAGGAUGGCCACUAACAGUGUUUCCACCAAGUCGAAGCAAAACCAUUUGUUGUAUACUACAUAGUUUAGGUUCGUUUCAAACCUCCAUAAACAAUUUAUACGCUAAUCCUUUUUAAACUGGGGAUAACAAGCACCUUAAAAUAGUUGGGAAUAGUAUUUAUAAACUGCCCAUAAUUUGAACCUUGGUGAAUAAGGGUUUUCAUGCGAGUUUAUCGAUCCCCACGACACCCAGGAAAAAACAAAUUUACACCAAUCAGCUAAUUUAAAACUCUUAAGUUUAACUCUGUUGUUUGUUGUCCAAUAAUAUGUAGUUCUCGACCGGUAUACAUAAAAGGCAUCGCAACUUAGGUGACAUGAUUCAUUCCAAAUUUAGUAAACCUUCCAAUUUUGUGUCAACCCAACCAUAAACAAACAUUGCAGCUAAAUACGUAAAUACGUAUGUACGAUCAUUAUGCAUCGUAAAGCGAUCGUCUUUUUUGUAUUCCUCCUAAUCGACGUGCACACUGGAAUGGGGGUCCAAUUGUCCCAUAGUGCCGCGUUGGCUCGUCUUCAAGGAGCGGGAAUUUCGCUGAGCAGCACAGGCAACUGUUCCAAUCGAAAUAACAGGCUGUGUACCAGCCUGGAAAAUAUCCGUUCCGAGACGAUUGACUGGCUCAUACAUUUCAAGCAGACGAACAACUGUCCCUUCGUGGUCACUGGAGGAACCGAGACCGGCCACGGUCGUCGAACUGGGGUUGACAGCCAUUGGGGCGGAUACAAGGUGGACCUUCGAUUUAACUCCUGUCUCAACCAGUUUAUCGAACGGGGAAGUCGGACGGGUCAAAAUUCAUAUUUUCGCUAUAUUGGCACGUCCAGCUACGGGCCGAGGUACCGGUCAGGCUCAGGAGCAAUUCUGCUCAAGGAGUCAAACCACUGGGAUGCCCUUUGGCCCGCCAAUCCAGUCGUUAAUUGGGGUGGAUAAGGGGUUACCUUCUUAAAUUUGUUGGGCACAAAGUGUCACAAUUUUGCAUUGUCACGAUUUUAUGAAAAUAUUAAGUUUCCGUGUUUCAAACCUCUGAGAGGUUAUAUUAAUUUUCUAAAAAGCAAGAAAUCUAAUUGAUAAAUAUUUAAUUUUCCGAAUAAAAUUGUGGGUUCCGCGUCGUUAA